Messenger RNA from Orbilia oligospora ATCC 24927, 300 nucleotides. RefSeq lists its product as uncharacterized. NCBI's taxonomy places the organism in Eukaryota, Fungi, Ascomycota, Orbiliomycetes, Orbiliales, Orbiliaceae. The record is from RefSeq and is a predicted model, not a curated record. The transcript has a single exon. The coding region runs from base 1 to 300 and encodes 99 amino acids.
AUGCCAUGGGGUUCCGGGAUGGAGCCAAUCGAGCCAGCGAUGAAAAUCGGCAGGCUAACCACAAAAAAGAAACAGUUCAGAUGCUGCAUGGGUGGCCCUUCACAGGGCUCCCUCCCUGCUCCGUUCCAGCCCAGAAAACCUUCGGCCAACCCUCUUUUCGAAAAGAACUCACACCGUCGAAGACCAGAAAAAGAAAGACUGCCUAAAGAGGUUCUCCUCGGCGGAUUUGCCGUCAAGGGUUCGGGAGCGCUCGCUGUUCCCUCAUCCAACGGCCGCUCUCCAAUUGGAAAUCGAAUCUGA